This is a messenger RNA of Mytilus trossulus (common blue mussel), 2404 nucleotides long. RefSeq names its product neuropeptides capa receptor-like. Gene Ontology annotation, cellular component: plasma membrane. Lineage: Eukaryota; Metazoa; Mollusca; Bivalvia; Mytilida; Mytilidae. Gene Ontology annotation, biological process: G protein-coupled receptor signaling pathway. The record is from RefSeq and is a predicted model, not a curated record. The coding region runs from base 262 to 1434 and encodes 390 amino acids. Gene Ontology annotation, molecular function: G protein-coupled receptor activity. The transcript is spliced from 2 exons.
AAGAGGAACAAAACGUUGGAGGACAAUGUAAUUAGUUGCUUAUAGGGAUACAUAGCUUGAGAUACACUGUGUUAAUAUACUUGUUUUCAUGUGUGUGCUAAAAUACUUACAUGGAAAAAGUUUUAAUUAAAGAUGAAAAUAUCGAACAUAUUGGUUAUUAAUUUAAGCAAUAUUGGCAUCAAAUACUAAAUUGGAUAAAAUGAAGAAAUAGUAAUUGUUUCAGAUAAAAGGAAGUCCAUAACGAUUUUAUAACGUUUGGAUAUGAAUAAACGUUCUGAUAAUUCGGUCAAUAAUGUGUCCAUUAGUCCAUUACUUCAAAUACUAACAAUGCAUGCAUCAUCUUUCGCUCAAACUGAUAACCAGACGACAUUUAACACAACACCGGAAGUUGAUAAAUUAUACGUAGCUCCGACUGACAGUCCGGAUUAUUUUUUACGGAAAUACUCGUUACCAGUGUUAUGUGUCAUUGGGUUUAUAGGAAAUAGCCUGUCUGCUGCCUUGUUUCUAGGGAAAACGCUUCGAGGAUUUUCAUGUUGUAUUUUCCUGGGAGUCCGAUCCAUCACCGACAACGGGUUCCUGAUAACAUUAUUAAUAGUAUGGCUGGAUUUCUUAGAUGUUCGAGUAUUUCACACUGUGGGAGUAUGUCAUAUAACAGUAUUUUUGUCGUAUGUUUGUAGUUUUUUAUCGGUUUGGUGUGUGGUGUGUGUGACUAUUGAAAACUAUGUACGAAUUUGUCAUCCUAUGUUGAUAAAGCUAUAUUGUACAUCGAGAACAGCUGUGAUGAUCAUUUCUUUUCUGACGUUUGCAUCGUUGUGUAUUUAUAACAUUCCCUUAUGGAGUAAUGAGAUAGUUGAUAUUUAUGAAAUGAAUUACUGCGUCACAAAGAGGACAUAUCAAGACCUUCAACUAGUUUUAACAUACAUAGAUACAGCUAUGACACUUAUUAUACCGUUAAUAGCAAUAAUAGCAUUAAUGGUAAUAAUACUAUUAAAGGGUAUGGAAGCGUCCAAAAGAAAACUACGCCUUGGUCAUCACAGAAGUAAAAACAGGUUAGUGCCAUCAUAUGGAACAGUUGCAGGACUACUAACUGCCGUGUCAAUUACGUUUAUAUUUCUUCACACUCCGAUUCAUAUCUUUAAAUUGAAAGUAAUAAUCGAAACAGUUACGGGAAAGUACAAGGUGGCGAGUGUAACAGAUCUAACUAUUGGGAAUGUAUUCCAAGUAAUGUAUUACUUGAACUCUUCGGUUAAUUUUUUGGUAUAUUAUAUAUGUGGUAAAAAUUUUAGACGUGUAUUUAAAGAAGUAUUAUGUAAGAAUAUUUCUUGCUGUGUAUGCACUGAGGAAGAUGAUGAGGACAGACUGUCGGAUGCAGGCACAACUGAGCUCACAAUUAUACUGGAGAAAAGUGAUGCAGGUUCCGAAAAAUCUCGGUGAAAAAAGAGACUUAUCAUUAUAUCGGACAAAAGUGAUAUAUGUUCUUAAAACUGCAACGAAAGAGGGACUAUCCACAGAGAAUACUGAAGCAGGUUAAGAAAAUCUCGACAUAAAGAGAUGCCUUUCAUGAUCGUUUUACGAGAAAUAGUACUCAAUGUGAACCGAACGUCUUUAACACUGCACAGAACAAUACAAUGAUCUAUCAUGUCAAUUUAGCUGUUAUGAUUUACAGCAGAUUUGCGUCGGAUUUGUUUCAUACAUAUAUGUUCAAUUUCAUUUUGAACUGCUUACACAAACAUAAAGAGCAAAUAAUCCAUCGAAAAUAUUUUGAUGUUUGUGUCAUAUUGCUUCUACCCAUUUUUUAUUAAUUUUGGAAAUUUUAUGAUGUCACUGCGGUUAGGUUUUCCAUUCCGAUUUAUCAUAUAUUUCUUCACUAACAAGUUACCGCUUACCAUAAAUUCUGACCAGACAAACACAAUCGAAUAUCAUUUAUAUCAACCAAGCACUUAUUAAAAAACAAUAAAUGGUGAUGAUAUAUAAAUCUGUAUGGAAUUGUUAAUUAGCCACAAGGGAUCUAUUAGUUUACAGAGAGGAUGUUUGCUCAGUAUUUGAUAAAGUGAAUAAAAGCUUAAUGUGUAUGUAUGUAUUUAACAAAUAUAACGGUCAUACUUGACAUAUAUUCAAUAUUGUUUCUUUAAUACAGAUAAUCACAUUGUUACUUUAAGUUUGUGUUUUAAUGAACUUGAAGGACCCUUGAUAUUUACAGAAUUGAGUUUUAUUUAAUUAUGUAAUAGUCUUCCCCCACUAUGUUUUAAUGGUUCUAAAAGAACUGAACACGAAAAUCCUGGAAUUAAAUUGCUGCUCUACAUGUAACGUGAAUGCAUCAAUACAUGAUUAAGAUAAAUUGAUUUGGCUUGAGUUUCCUUUUACAGGAUUGGACCUGGUUUUGUUCACAUCUGUUACACUUUCG